Messenger RNA from Planococcus citri (citrus mealybug), 4066 nucleotides. Its product is annotated as S1 RNA-binding domain-containing protein 1. The transcript is spliced from 16 exons. Lineage: Eukaryota; Metazoa; Arthropoda; Insecta; Hemiptera; Pseudococcidae. Gene Ontology annotation, biological process: nucleobase-containing compound metabolic process; translation. The record is from RefSeq and is a predicted model, not a curated record. Bases 191 to 3697 code for a protein of 1168 amino acids. Gene Ontology annotation, molecular function: mRNA binding; structural constituent of ribosome.
UUUAUCAAACCACUUUCACUCACAUGUUUUCAUGUUCAUGUAUUUUUCUGUAGAAAAUAUAGUAGAAAUGUAUUUCUUCGAUAAAAUGUUGAUUGUAUGUGAUGAUUAUGUGAUGAUUGUGUUUAGUGAUAAUUUGAAUACCUCGUAACUGUAUUACUUCUCGUGAAAUAUCAAUAUAUCAUCUAUCGAAAUGGCGUCCCAAUCGCGACGUAAUUCAAGACCUCGUCGGACUUUGAUCCGACGAACCUACGUGAUCGAAGAAGAAAGUUUCUUCACCAAUGACUCUGAUUCUGAUUUUGCGCCGAACAAAACCACAAAUUAUGGUAACACUUCCGAUACAUCGGAUGAAGAUUCUCCCGUCCAAAAGUGCCCAAAGAAAACGAAAAUCGAUCCGAAGAAGAGAAACACUGCUCAUUCGACGCAAGAUUCAACCUCCGCCUCGAGUCAAGAUUCGUUAUUUGAUAAAUCUAAACGUCCGAGUAAACAAAAACCGUCGGGAAAAGGCGUUAAAAAGAAUGAAAAACCAGUUCCAAAAGAAACUUUCGUACAAAGUCGAUCUCAAGUACCAGUUUUCGUUAAUGAAAAUGAAGAAGAGUCCGACUCGAGUUUAUUUUUUACCGAUGAAAUAAGCGAAGCUUCAACUAUAUUGAAAGAACAUCCCGAAUCGUUACGUAAAAGCUCUCUGUUAAAGAAACCUCACGUAGAUUUGAGCCAAAAAAAAGGCACAACCAAGUCUGUGAAAAGAAAAGAUCUUAGUGCGAGUCGCAAAGCUGUUAAAAAAAUCAAACUCAACGAGUCGGAUGACGUAGAAUACAUACCAGAUCCGAUCGAGUGUAUCACCAUUGAAUCGGAUACUCCUUCCGAUUUCGAAGCUACUCCUGUACGAAGCUGUGGCAUUAAAAUCAAAACCGAGAGAAAAUCUUCUCCGCUUGUAAUCGAUAAAGUAAAGAAAGAAAAAUCUCAAGAAAUUAAAGCUUCGGUGAAAUGUGAAAAAAAUGAACGAGCGCAGUCUUCGACUCAAAUCACUAAUUAUCGAGUUGAAUCUGAGGAAGACAAUUCCACGACCAAUGUUCCUCUCGUCAAGAAAGAGAGAGACGAUGAAAAACCGGUGACUUCUCGAGUAAAAUCAGAAAAGAUGAAUUCCUCGACAACAGCUGUUCUUAACGUUAAAAAAGAAACAGUUGAAAAAUUAACUAUUCAAUCGCAAUUAAAACCGACUCUUAAAAGUAAAUAUGUGCCAAAUCUUAAUAUAAAAACUGAAAGACGAGUCAAGACUGAAGUAGAUUCCUCUACGAGUAGUGAUGUUGUUGAAAAAAGUCAGAAAAGUCAGAAAACAUUGGGAACCAAUCUCAAUAUAAAAACUGAAAGACGAGUCAAGACUGAAGUUGAUUCUUCUGCGAGGAGUGAUGUUGCUGAAAAAAGACAGAAAAGUCUGAAAACAUUGGGAACCGGUAUAGAAUGGGAAUCUCAAAUGCUCGCAGAUUUAAUGGAAUUAGAUUUCUUCUUAGCCAAGAAUAUUAUCGGUUUAUUCGAAAACGAUUGUACUAUUCCUUUUAUCGCUCGAUACCGACGUGAAAAUACUAAUAACAUGGACGCGGAUCAACUACGACAGGUCAAAAGUGCCUACGAAUACAUCAAAUCUUUGCAAAAGAAAGCCAUAACCGUAUUGAAAAAACUCGAAACAGAUGGCAAAUUGACUGAAACUUUGGAAACCAGUAUUUCCCACGUUAGAAGUAUCGAAGAGUUGGAAUACAUUUACGCUCCGUUCAAACAAGCUUCUUCGAAAUCAAAAGCUGAGAAAGCUCGUAAUUUAGGUUUAGAAGAGCCAGCUUUAAUGGUAUUGAAUGGUAACGGAGAAUUCCUGCCUACGAGUUACGUUGAUCCUACAAAAAAAGGUGUUAAAAAUGUCGAAGAUGUUCUACAAUCUGUACAACACAUAAUGGCGGAAAUAUUCGCCAAAGACGAAGCGGUUUUGGAUUUUAUACGUAAAAUCGAAAGUCAGAUUCCAAUCUUGAUUAAAAGCUCCAAAAAGAAAGGAGACGAUGUUGACGACGAAAAUGGAAAAUUUCGUAUCUACUACGAUUUCAAAAAAUACGUCAGAGAUUUGCAAUCUCAUCAGAUUUUAGCGUUAAAUCGAGGAGAAAAUUUGAAAAUAUUGUCGGUGAAAAUGGUAGUCGACGAUUCGUUUCAAGAUAAAUUGUAUAGAUUCUGCAGCAACAAGUGGCUUCGGUAUGGCAGAGGUUAUCCUUUAAGAGGGAAAAUGUUCGAGGAUAGUUUUAAAGAUUCGUACUCAAGACUGAUUUGUCCUCUCCUUAUACGUCGUACUAAAGCUCAAUUGACUCGUAAAGCUCAGGAAACAGCUGUUGAAAACUUUGCUCUGAAUUUGAAAAGUUUAUUACAAACUCCACCGGUCAAAGGUUGCUCAAUUUUAGGAAUCGAUCCUGGUCUUCGACAUGGUGUGAAAUUCGCGUUGAUUUCUAGCCAAGGCGAUGUACUCUGGACCUGUAUUCUAAACUUUGACUGGAAUACCCCGGAUUCUCACAAAAAUCAGCAAAAUAUGAAUACAAUCAAAAGAAAUAUGGUACAGCACAGAUGCGAAUUUGUCGCAAUUGGAAACGGUACCGGUUCAAGAGAAAUAGAAGCUAUGAUAAGUCAUUACUUGAAAAAAAAAUUUUUUGGUCCGGAAUUAAACGUUAGCUACACUUUUGUAAACGAACGAGGCGCGUCUAUUUACAGUUGUAGCUCUAUAGCAAAAGAAGAGUUCCCAAAUUUAGAUCCUAAUUUAAUCAGCGCUGUUUUUAUUGCCAGAAGUUUGCAAGAUCCUUUAAGCGAAUUUGUCAAAGUUGAACCGAAACAUUUAGGAGUCGGAAUGUAUCAGCACGAUAUGCCCGAAGUUCGAUUAAAUCAAAGCUUAGAUGAGGUUGUAAUGGAAUGCGUUAGUUUUACUGGAGUUGAUUUAAACACAGCUUCCAUUUAUUUGCUCAAACGAGUUUCCGGUUUGGGAGCUACGAAAGCGUCAAACAUAAUUAAAUGGAGGCAGGAGAACGGGCCGUUCAGAAAUCGUGUACAAUUAAGUAAAGUAAAGAUGAUCGGCCCGAAAACUUAUGAACAGUGUUCGGGAUUUUUACGAAUUCAUCCGCAAACCUGCAGCGUUCCACCGGAGAACUUAAAAAAGAAAGGAGUACCCGGUAACGACGAUUAUAACCCACUGGAUAGCACGUGGAUUCAUCCAGAAUCGUACAGCAUCGCGUAUCUCUUCAUCGGGCACUGCGAUUCCAACGUUACGGAUCUAGGAACAACGACUUUUAUUGAGAGAAUCAAAAGAGUAGUUCAGUUGAAAGGAUUGAAGACAAUCGCUGACAUUUUAGGCCAAUCAGAGAGCACUAUUUCGCUCAUAUACGACGCUUUAAUCAAACCGAGCAAUUACGAUUAUCGAUCUCAAUUCUCAAAACCAGUUUUCAGUACAGGUCUUCGUGGUAUAGAAAGUUUAAACGUGGGCGAUAUUUUACAAGGAGUCAUUUCUAACGUUGUGGCAUUUGGAGCUUUUGUAGACAUCGGUGUUGGCAAAAGUGGUCUAAUACACAUCAGUAACAUGAAUCGGAUGAAAGUUCAAAUAGGCGAUAGAGUCGAAGUGAGAUUAUUAACCAUCGAAAAAGAUUCAGGCCGUAUUGGGUUGUUUUUAGUGAACAAAAAUUAAUACGUGAAAAGAUACGAUAACCUUUAAUUCGCCUAGGUAUUUAUAAAUUAUAAUACAAUGAAAAAUAAUUAACAAUGAUAUGGGAUUCUCGUUCAACGAUUCCCAUCUGGAAAGUAAGGGAUUCAAAGGAGGGAGAGAAAUUAUAUAUUUUCAGUCUUCUCGAUUAUCUCGUCGAUAUGAACACAUACGCUUAACAUUUCUCCAACAGAAGGGCGAUACCUUGUCCUCCUCCGAUACAAGCCGAUCCAAUUCCCAGUUUUUUAUUUGUUCUCCUAUAAAAGUGAUAUUAAUUUAAGUUCAUUGGUUACCAAUGAAAAAUAUCUUAAGUGUACUAUUAUAGUUGAUUUGAAUAAAAUGAUUCGAUGUUUA